AUGGACAGCUCGACAGUCAAGCUCGCCGAGCUGCUCCGGCAUCCGGACGACCUCGAUAAAAUCCCCGCCAUGAAGUUAGAAUACACGCGGAAGAAGGCCGCGGUCGACUCGCAGCUGCGCAGCGGUUUAAAAGAGCAAUUGGAAAUCACUCAAUCUGGCAUGAACGGCAUCACAGACGGGCAGAGAACAGUCCAGCUCAUCAAAGAGGAAAUGAUGAAGAUCGACAAGCUAUGUGCUGAGUCGCAGAACAUGAUCCGUGAUUUUCCUAACAUCAAUCUGGUCUCGGAGACGCAUAGGAAUUUCAGCGCGGUGGAAACAAUGAGGAAGAAUUUGGAUAGUUUUAAUGAUCGCCUAGGCCAGGUCGAGAUGAUGCUGCAGGAGGAUGAUAGGGAUAAGGAGAACAUGCCGAAUUUGCUGGCGGUGCACUAUGAACUGACGCAGCUGAGGAACAUCAGGGAUGAUGCUAUGGAGCAGAUUUUGCGGGCGGACGAUUCGAGUUUACAAAGUACGCUGGUGGACUACUUUGCGAGGUUGGACGAGACGGUGGAUUGGUUUGAUGAGCAUAUUGGGGAUAUUGCGUUGAAUCUUAUCAAUGUGGUUAUAAGUGGAAAUAAUGGGCUGGUGGUACGGUUUGCAGUCAUCAUUGAGGCGGAGGAGAAGAGUGAUAAGAGGGUGAAGGCGCUGCAAGAAGCGUUGAAGGAUCACAAGGAGAUGGCGGCAAGGUUUCAGAGCAUUACGGAUGGAGCGAAGAAGACCAGAGGGUAUAAGGAGAAGUUCUUGGAGGCUAUAGAGAUACAUGCCGAUGAGCAAGCUAUGGAGACUAAGCAGGCAUUCUUGGAGGAUUCCUCGAGGUUAGAGAAACAACUGAAGUGGUUUUUCAACGACCUCAAUGCUGUCAAGCAAGGAGCGGCUCCACUCAUGCCGAAGAGGUGGAAGAUAUUCCAGAUUUAUGGGAAGAUAUACCAUAAGCUCAUGCACGACUUUCUUGUUGGCAUGAUCGAUGAUCCGGAUACUGAUUCUAGCCACAUGCUGGCUAUUCUCAACUGGCCAGAAAAGUACUACAUGAAGAUGGGAAAGCUCGGGUUCAACCAAGAUGAUUUAUUACCGCAUGUGAUAGAUUCAAGGGAAUCUGAAAUGGUUAGGGAUUUCCGGAACAAGAUUAUCAAGUUCCUUGAUCAGUGGCUUGAGAGAAUCUUUGCAACUGAAAAGAAGGAUUUCGCUGAGAGGAAUGUCGACGGCUCGAAUCUGGACACGGAUGAAAACGGUUAUUUCCGAACCAAGAACCUGAUCGAUAUGUGGCGUAUGCUGAGAGAGCAACUUGAUGGCGCUGCUGGCUCAGGAAGGCAGGACGUUGCUGAAGGUGUUGUGGAUGCCAUGAUUCUACGGCUGAAGAGCCGGCAACAGGCUUGGCAGAGAAUGCUCAACGAUGAAGCCGCUCGGUAUUACAGCACUACUUCAGAGCUAGAAGGCUUUCAAGCUCUGCAAGAUUGGCUUGUUGCUACGGCAAACGAUCAGAUUGCCUGCAUUGACGACAAUGAAGAAGCAGGGCAGUUUGCAUACCUUAGCAGUUUCCGACAGAAGUUCGAACCCUUGGUAUCACCUCAGUACCUAGAACGCGCAGAUGAGGAGAUUUCUAACCUCCGGGACGGUUACGUGGAUCUCAGUACGCACUGCAUUGCCAAGUUCGCACAGCUUAUUUUCGCUGUGGAUUUCCGGUCUGUGAUACCUGAUUUUUUCACUAUAAAAUGGUAUUCGGCUACUGCUAUGAAGCAAAUGGUCGUCACUUUCGAAGAGUAUGUCGGUGACUACAAGAGUGUCCUACAUCAUUCUCUCCUCGAUAUCUUUAUCGAGGAAUUAGCCGACGAGCUGCUUAUCCGCUACCUCUCAAGCGUCAGGAACAAAGGCGCCAAAUUCAAGCGCCAAGAUCCGUUCAAAGAGAAGCUAUUCAACGAUGUCUCUACAGCUUUCGAAUUCUUCAACAACAGCAGCUAUCUUAGUCCUGAUGUCUCUGAUACAAUCAAGCAGAAGUGGCGGGUCACUGAACCCUUUUUACAGCUCAUUGAAGCUGAUAAGUCUGUGGUUCCGGAAGUCUUUGCUAAUUUCAAGAGUGAUUACUGGGAUUUGCAGCUUAGCUGGGUGGAGGCUGUGUUAAGGACGAGAGAUGACUUUGAUAGGAGUUUGCUGAAUGCUGUCAAGGCGAGAGCGGCACAGAUCGACGUGGUGAGAGGCUUGGAGACAAUUAUGAGCAAGGUUAAAUGA
This is a messenger RNA of Lachnellula hyalina, 2259 nucleotides long. It is a transcript of the gene sec6, whose product is annotated as Exocyst complex component. Lineage: Eukaryota; Fungi; Ascomycota; Leotiomycetes; Helotiales; Lachnaceae. The coding region runs from base 1 to 2259 and encodes 752 amino acids. Gene Ontology annotation, biological process: exocyst localization; exocytosis. Gene Ontology annotation, cellular component: exocyst. The transcript has a single exon. Gene Ontology annotation, molecular function: SNARE binding. The record is from RefSeq and is a predicted model, not a curated record.